GCCUAGGAGCUUUAGAUGGAACACACAUAAAGUGCUUAGUGCCACUUAAAGAUAAGCCUAAGUACAGGACAAGAAAAAAUGAUAUUGCCACAAAUGUCCUAGGGGUGUGUUCACAAGAUAUGCAAUUUAUCUAUGUUUUACCGGGAUGGGAGGGCUCAGCUGCGGAUGGUAGAGUGCUUCGAGAUGCCUUACUUAGGCCACAUGGAUUGAAGGUCCCAAGGCCGUGUUAUUAUUUGGUAGAUGCUGGUUAUACAAAUGGUGAAGGUUUCUUAGCCCCAUAUAGAGGUCAAAGAUAUCAUUUGAAUGACUGGCGUGCAGGACACCAACCAACUACACCUAAAGAAUUAUUCAACAUGAGGCAUUCAUCUGCAAGAAAUGUUAUAGAAAGAUGCUUUGGUAUUUUAAAGGCAAGAUGGGGAAUUUUAAGGGACAACUCAUAUUAUCCUAUUGAUCUAAAAAAUAAGAUCAUAAUGGCAUGUUGUCUUCUUCAUAAUUAUAUAAGGCAGGAAAUGACAACUGAUCCGUUUGAGAACCACUUUGAACUAGACGAGGGAACCGGAGAUGUCGGUGGUGGAGAUUAUGAUAAUAUCACUUCUGUUGGUGUAUCAACCGAGUGGACCACAUUUAGAAACAAUUUAGCACAAAAUAUGUUUGAUUCUUGGAAUACUACACAUUGAUCAUUUCUAUUUUUGUUAUGUUUAUCAUUUACUAUGAAUUUGUGCUACAUUUUUUAUUUUCAAUAAUGAGCUUUAAUUUACUUUUACUGGUUAUAUUUGUUAUAUAUAUGGUUGUGUAUUUUUUAUAGCAUGCAUUGUUUCAUCUAGUUAUUAUGUUUAUGAAAAUAGUAGGUGUGAUGGAAAAAAUCAGAAACUAUCGCAACUGGACAAUUACUGAAGAUGCCAAGCUCGUGGAAGCAUUGGUAAAUAUGGUGAACAUGGGAGGAUAUAAAGCCGAUAAUGGUUUUAAAUCUGGAUAUUUACUACAUCUAGAAAACGCAUUAAAGGAAAAAAUUCCUAACUCUGGCAUAUUGGGUAAACCUCACAUUGAGUCAAGGAUCAAAACCAUGAAAAAAGAUUGGCAAGUUGUUUAUGAUAUGGUAAAUGGUACGAACACAAGUGGUUUUGGUUAUGAUAGCUCCACUCAUUCUGUAACAGCUGAAUCAGCAGUUUGGGAUUCUUACAUACAGGUUCAUAAAGAGGCAGGAAAAUGGAGAAAUAAGAUAUUUCCUCAUUACGAGGAUUUAUGUAUCAUUUUUGGAAAAGAUAGAGCUCAAGGGAAUAAAGCCAAGGAUUUUUCCCAAAUGGAAGAAGAUGCAAAUAAUGAAGAGCAAUCAAAACAAGUGGAAGAUGUUUUUGAAGAACAAACCACAGAAAAUGAAGAAUCUCCAAACACAUGCUCAAAGAAGAGGAAAAGAGUUGAUGCAGUUAUUAAGGGAAUAACUAUUGCAGCUAACACCCUUGGAGAAAAACUUGAAAAAGCAGCAAAUAGCAUGAACCAAGCAAUACUAGGAGAAACAGAAGUACAAAAAAAAGCUUCAAUGGUGAUUCCAUUCCUUUCAAAAACAUUCUGUAAAACAAACGCGCCCUCAAAUUCCUCCAGAUUCUAA
Messenger RNA from Lactuca sativa (garden lettuce), 1606 nucleotides. RefSeq lists its product as uncharacterized. The record is from RefSeq and is a predicted model, not a curated record. Lineage: Eukaryota; Viridiplantae; Streptophyta; Magnoliopsida; Asterales; Asteraceae.